AUGUCGCGAUCGACGCGAUCGGGUGGAGGGACGGUGGACGUGAACGGCACGGCGUACACGACGAGCGAACGGGAUGAGUUGAAGUCGUUGUUGGUGAGCGGAACGACGCCGAGGACGUCGAAGCGGUCGAGAUUGGGCGAGCGAGCGAACGAACGAGACGCGGAGGCGGGCGAGGCGAAGGAUACCAAAGUGCACGACGCGAACACGAUGCGAGCGAUGAUGCUCGAGCGUCAACCGUCGCUCAAGUCGAUCAAGACGAAGGUUGAGGCGGGGAAUGGCGCGUCGGGCGCGCGGAGAAAGUCAGACGGCGCGAACGAAGGCGGGCCGAUGGGUCGAGGCGUGAACUUCGAUAAGGAUGGGAACACGCCCAGAGACGCGUACGCGGCGGACGGCGAGAUUCUUGGGUCGAUCGAUAGUGGGACGCCCAACUUUUUUCAUGAUCAAAACGCGCUCAAAGACGACGCCAUGGGAGGUGGGCGACGCGUUCCGGCGUACGCGCUGGCGGCGAUCGGCAAUAGCCCAGGGUCUGCCGACGCGAAGUAUUUCGACAACAACGAAAUUGUGGAUCUGUUGAUGAUAGUGCACGGUAGAUCCGAAGCCAGAAACAUGCAUCGAGACACCGAGACCUCACUGGAGACGCCGACGCUCGCGCAGGUGAACAUGCUCUGCACGGCCCCGCGAACGUGGGACCGGCGCGGGCAACGCCGAGAGACAAGUCCGGAUAUUUCGAGUGAAGGUGCGCUCGCGUUUGAAUCCAAGCGCAGAGGCGCUGCUUCGGCUCAGAAGAACAAACGACAGAGGAAUGAGACGAAGAAUCGCCACGGGACGCCGGAAAUACUUAGCAAGGAGGAAGAGGCGUUACGCAAGAUGAAGGCGUUCUCCACGCGCGGGAGCAACUUGCGCAACGUCGACGAUAGUGAACUGAUGGAUACUCUCAUCGACGCGCACGGUGAUCCAUUGAGCAAGACGAUGAAGACGCUCUGCCUGAAGCACAACGCGCGAGCGACGGCUCUGAACUACGAACACGAGGCGGCCUUAGCAAAGGCGAAUGGAGAGAAAAAGGCUGCGGAAACCGACGGUGAGAUUCACGCCAAGAGUAGAAGCUGGACAGACGAAGAGGACGCGUUCGUUCGCGCGCUGGUAAGGGAGCAUGGACCAAAGAAAUGGGCCGUCAUCGCCGACCAACUCGUGGGCAAGACGCAAAAGCAAGUGUACGCUCGUUGGCGCGACUACCUCCAGCCCGGUCUCACGACGCGUCCGUGGGCUCCUUUCGAGGAAGAACACUUGAUCAAGAUCCAAGAGGUCAUAGGGAAUCAGUGGGCCGUCCUCGCCAGGCUCUUACCCGGUCGCUCCCCGAACGCAAUCAAAAAUAAGUUCCACGCCACGCGUCGAAAAUUCGAGCGCGCCCCGGGAGACGGCGAUCGCGACGACGACGAGGGGGUGGAUGCGCAUUAA
Messenger RNA from Ostreococcus tauri, 1455 nucleotides. RefSeq names its product SANT/Myb domain. The transcript has a single exon. Gene Ontology annotation, cellular component: nucleus. The record is from RefSeq and is a predicted model, not a curated record. Gene Ontology annotation, biological process: regulation of DNA-templated transcription. Bases 1 to 1455 code for a protein of 484 amino acids. Lineage: Eukaryota; Viridiplantae; Chlorophyta; Mamiellophyceae; Mamiellales; Bathycoccaceae. Gene Ontology annotation, molecular function: RNA polymerase II cis-regulatory region sequence-specific DNA binding; DNA-binding transcription factor activity, RNA polymerase II-specific.